Molecule: messenger RNA, 2264 nt
Organism: Megalops cyprinoides (Indo-Pacific tarpon)
Lineage: Eukaryota; Metazoa; Chordata; Actinopteri; Elopiformes; Megalopidae
Product: ubiquitin thioesterase otulin-like
Exons: 8
Coding region: 56-1390 (444 amino acids)
Biological process (GO): protein linear deubiquitination
Cellular component (GO): cytoplasm
Molecular function (GO): cysteine-type deubiquitinase activity
Source: RefSeq, a predicted model, not a curated record
AGAAGAUGCAGAGGUUAUCAGUGCAUCAUUGGAACUGGAUGAAAAGCCUGAGCAUAUGGGCCAUGACAGUGAGUCAUCUAGCCAAGCUGAAACACACAAACCUGAGGAUCAGCUGACAGCCAGAAAGAGUGACACCACUGAAGAGGAGAAGGUGGAGGACCCAGUGUCCAGGAUUGUGGGACUGAGUGAGGUGCCGUCCCUGGAAGACAUUAUGCAUGAGGUGGAGGAUAAAACAGUGGGAGAUGUGGCAGAAGAGGUGGAGGGAUGGGACACUUCCAAGUCCAGCUGCAAGGGGGAAAAGGUGGAGCAUGCCAGCAACUCUGAAACCAAAGUCAAAACCCAGGAAGAAUGCACCAAUUGGGACAGCCCUUUGUUUGUGGAAGUAAAGGUGGAGCCAGUGAAAUGUGAGCAUGACACUUUUGGAGAGGAGCAGGAUGACGGCAACUACGACCUGUACCGUGGGGCUGACGAGAUCGCAAAGGAGCGAAGUGAGCAGAAACAGCUGGAGCCACUCAUUCAGAUAACACUUCCUGGGGUUCAGGAUAGGAGCAGUGUGGCGCCAGCCAUGGAUGUUCUCUCCUACAGUCAAAGAGAGUGGAAGGGCAAUACAGCCAAAAGCACCCUCAUCAAAAAGGGGUACGCAGAGCUGUCGCAGAGUUUUGGAGAUGUCCGCCGAGUCAGGGGAGAUAACUACUGUGCCCUGAGGGCCACACUCUUCAAGGUGCUAUCUCAGAGCAGCAAGCUUCCUGCCUGGCUGCAGGAGGAUGACACCAUUCUGUUGCCGGAGAAGCUGGUAACUGAGGAGGACCUGAUUGAAGGCUGGAGGUUUCCUCUGGAGCACAGGGAGGAGGCCAAGAUGGGAGGUGCUGUGGAACAGCUAAAACAUUGCCUGCAACUCCUCCAGAAAAGGUUUCGGGCAGCAGCCGAGGCAGGCAGCGAGGAGAAGAGGCAGCAGCUGUGUGAGGAGGUUUUCCAGGGCGGAGAGGAGGAGUAUGCGCUCCUGGAGGCCCUGAAGUUCCUAAUGCUCAGCUCUGCCACAGAGCUGCACGCGCGCAUGCAGCGCGGCGACGACGUGCCCAUCUUCUGCUGGCUGCUCUUCGCCCGUGACUCCUCCACCUGCCCUCGCACAUUCCUCGCCAACCACCUGAGCCAUGUGGGUUUCAGCGGCGGUCUGGAGCAGGUGGAGAUGUUUCUCCUGGGUUACACCCUCCAGCACACAAUCCAAGUGUACCGGCUCUAUAUGGCAGACACGGAGGAGUUCAUCACCUACUACCCUGAUGACCACAAGGAGGACUGGCCCCAUGUGUGCCUUGUGACUGAGGAUGACCGCCACUACAAUGUGCCAGUGGGAAAACCCGUGGGCUUAAACUCCCAGAAUCUCCCACAGUAGAUUGCCCACCACAGAAGCAUUCCUAAUUCCUAGUACAGUGCCAAGACCUUUUCAAGGUUCUGACAGGACAAUAUGACUCUCGUAGCUAUUGGAUUUGCUCUAAUAUGAUGAGGGUAUUCAUUACUGGACUUCCAUCUUGUGCUGACAAUGGUAAGCAACAAGCAUGAGGCAGACACUUUUGGUUCUCUGAACUGUUGUAGAGUUAUAUGGCUAGAAAUGUUGACAAUUUAAAUAAUCUUGCCUUAAUUAAAAAGUAUGCAAACUGGUGAACUUGUGGGACAGCCGCUCACAGGUAUGGUGUAAUUCUGUGGAUGAUUGCCUUCAGAGUUUUUUGCUCGACUUUUCUGAAAGUCGAGCAAAUGUUUUACAUUACAUUACAUUAUAUCAUUUACCAGAUUUUAUGGAAGUAUUUUUCAGGCUUGUGUUCUGUUCACUUCCUAUGACUGCUUGACUUUGCAAGCUGUGGUAUUCAGACUGUAUAGUACAAAUCAUGUGGUGUUAGUGGCGUGAAGGGGCUGGGAAACCUGAUGGAUCACAGCUCUAGUUGAAUAACCAGGCCCAGAGUUGAGUAACCCCAACCUGGUAGUGUCAAGGUAGUUAGGUGGAUUUGCCUGGCACUGAUUGUGGUUAGUAUGUAUGGAUAGGCUAACGGUCCCUCAUAGUCUACAUCAGUCAGUUGCAGUCACCCAGUUUACUUGCUUAUCUAUCACUCCUGAUUCAGAAUAUUUGUUUCUCAUAUGCAGUGUACCAUCAACAGUACCCAGUCAUAUGGAAUCAGACCUUCACCACAAGGUGGCACUCACAAACAGACUGUAUCUCAUAGGAUGAAUGAGCUGUAUUGUACAUACAGUAACAUGGGGGAGAACAGUUGCCU